This is a messenger RNA of Selaginella moellendorffii, 953 nucleotides long. RefSeq names its product BURP domain-containing protein 16-like. The record is from RefSeq and is a predicted model, not a curated record. Lineage: Eukaryota; Viridiplantae; Streptophyta; Lycopodiopsida; Selaginellales; Selaginellaceae. Bases 96 to 953 code for a protein of 285 amino acids. The transcript has a single exon.
UGCUUCUGUCCCUGUGCACAUUCUUCGUCCUUGGACGGGUUAAAUCCUGAAAGGAUAUCAAAGAGAAAUAACGAAGUUUUCUUUCUUUUCUAUUUAUGCAGGCCGCUGUGAUGAGUUCUCACUACUGGGCCAACAAGAUCAAAGACGGGAGCUUUGAAUCUACCGAUGCCGCUAGCUUCUGCUCGGAUCUGCGACUCUUGUGCAAGGACGACGUCCCGAUAGCCGACUCCUCCUUCGACUUCUACGAGCCUCCAUACGUUCUCGACAUCUCCAGCAGGGGGCGCUUCUUCCCCGCCACUCUCCUCGUCGAAGGCACCACGCUCGCCAUGGCCAACCCCAGCUACGCCCCCGCUCCGGCGAGGCCAUUCCUCCCAUACUCGGUGUCUCAGCAGCUCAAGAUCAACACGCAAAGCCUGCCCGAGCUCAAGAAGAUGUUUGGAAUCCGAGACGGCUCCAACAUGGCAAUCAACCUCCAAAAAGCCGCGACAACGUGCUCCGCCCCCGACCACACCUGCGUCUCCUCGAUCAAAUCCAUGCACGAAUUGAUCGUCUCCAAGCUGGGGACGAGCUCCGUGAGAAUGCUCCAGACCAUCCUCCCGCAAGGACUCGCGUCCACCUUCAACGCCACCAUCGCUCGAGUCGACAAGAUCAGCAAAACAAGGCCCGAAACCGGCGACGAGGAGCCCAACGUCUCGUGCCAUUCCACCAUGUUUCCCUUCCAGCUCUACUCGUGCCACUCGCUCCCGAACACGCAGAUCUUCACUGUCGGGUUUGAUACUGUUGACCACACUGACGGGAAGUCAAUCCUCGUUGACUAUGUGGCGGCGUGCCAUGUCGAUACCAGCACCUGGAAUGCAGACUUUCCGGCGUUCAAGGAGUUGGGCAUGCAGCCGGGCAAGGGCGCGGUUUGUCACUGGAUUGGAGGGCUGGACAUCGCUUGGGUUAGAGAAUAA